Molecule: messenger RNA, 720 nt
Organism: Peronospora matthiolae
Lineage: Eukaryota; Oomycota; Peronosporomycetes; Peronosporales; Peronosporaceae
Source: the annotation of a GenBank genome assembly
AUGGGAAUCCAUGCUGUUAGCGUCAUGCUAGAGGCUCUCAAUAGAGAUGCCCAACAAGCUACUAUCGCCAAAUUCAUUCAAAAUGAACUUGACGCUGAACGCAAGAAAGUAGCCUUGCUUCACCAACAAGGUUCUCAACAAUCAGAUUUGUUGAGAAAACAGGGUGCUCAACAGUUUGAACUGUUGAGACAGCAGCAGGCUGCUGCUGGUGGGUCGAUGCACUCGCGUCGACCCAAGACCUUGAAGAUUGACAUCUCCAAGUACAAAGCAGUCGAAGAGGACUCCCUCUUGAGACGGUUCGUCGAGUUAGACGACGCCAUAAGGGCGCGUCGCAUCGACGACGGGGAUAUGCAAGUUGCAAUUGCCCAAUCAAAUCUGGCAGGACGUGCCAAUACUUGGGCUUUGGGGCGCAAGUUGCACGACCCAUAUGCGUUUGGGUCGUUAGAAGUCUUCAAGUCGCGGCUUAAACAAACCUUUGAACCGCCUAGAGCUGAGUUCAGAGCUCGAACCGAACUCUUGAAGCUCAAACAGGGUAAGCGUGAUGUGCACGCUUACGCACAACAUAUACGACAUCUCACGAGUUGUAUAAGUUCCAAUCCGGUGGAUGAACACACGUUGGUUUCGGUGCUCAUGCAGGGUCUUGCGGAUGGUCCCGUCAAGACUCGCCUGUUCCGACUUGAACUAGAUUCACUAGAACAAGCCAUUACCAUUGUGGAAUAG